AAAACCGGACUAACCUUGUCACGGACAACAUAUCCACUACCAGAAUGGGAAAUUCCAAUAAGCCAAACAGUACUGAGAAAGCCAGCGUGAAAUCGAGUAAACUUCCCCCAAAUUUUAGAAUCCCCCUAAAAUCCUGUACAAAGCCCGCGACCCACUUCAACUUCAGGAAAGGCGCGGCAAUCAAGAAAUUUCAAGAACAUCUUCUCCCUUCAGCUGCCUGAAAAUCUUUUCGCGAACCCGUGUUUUCUUCAUUUGAUCAAAGGGGGGAAAACUAAGGAACCCUUGUUUGCUUCUAUCCUUAGCUUACUGGAAGAUUUUCCGAGUAAUAACCUUAAACCUGCGAGACGAUGUCGGAUGAAACCUCAACACCCCAGAAAAGAGGGCCCAUAAAAUCACCAGUUGGAAGUGUCGCAGUGCAGAGGAGACGAGAACAUGCAGUUAUGGUAGGAAAAGAAAGAAGAGAAGCAUUAAUGAGGACAAAGCGUUUAUGCAGAGUGGGAGUUAGCAGUGAAAAUGCUGACGUUCCAGUAGAAGACGACAUGAUGAUGGAUGAAGAACAAUCAGUUCUAGAGGAUCAAACUCUAAAAGCAGUGGAAGAAUUGAAGCAUGCCAUUGGCUAUCAGGGUAAAGGAGCAAUGCAAAAAAGAGUUGGUGCUCUUCGUGAGCUAAGACGACUGUUGUCAAAAUCAGAAUAUCCUCCAGUUGAAGCAGCCCUCAAGGCUGGAGUAAUGCCCACUCUUGUUCAAUUUCUUUCAUUUGGUUCACCUGAUGAGCAGUUACUCGAGGCCGCUUGGUGUCUGACAAAUAUAGCAGCUGGGAAACCAGAAGAAACAAAAGCAUUGUUGCCGGCAUUACCGUUAAUUAUUGCUCACAUGGGAGAAAAGAGUUCACUGCCUGUUGCAGAGCAAUGUGCCUGGGCGCUGGGAAAUGUGGCUGGUGAAGGAGAGGAAAUGAGAAACGUUCUGCUAUCACAAGGAGCUCUGCAACCUCUUGCAAGGAUGAUGCUGCCAAACAAGGGCUCAACCGUGAGAACAGCUGCUUGGGCAUUGUCAAACUUAAUUAAGGGACCAGACCCCAAAGCUGCCACAGAUUUAAUAAGGAUUGAUGGCGUUCUUGAUGCAAUUCUUCGACACUUGAAGAGAGGGGAUGAAGAGUUGGCUACUGAAGUGGCAUGGGUGGUUGUGUAUCUAACAGCCCUUUCAAAUUUUGCUACCAGCAUGCUGGCCAAAAGUGAUCUUCUGCAAAUAAUUGUAGAUAGACUGGCAUCAUCAAAUAGCUUGCAACUGCUUAUCCCGUUGCUACGGGGUUUAGGCAACCUUGUCGCUGGUGAUUCUUAUAUAACUAAUAAUGUCCUUGUUGCAGGACGUGAGAUCACAGUAAAUGUAAUUCAAGCACUGAUAAAAUGUUUGAAAAGUGAGCACCGUGUCUUGAAAAAGGAAUCUGCUUGGGUGCUAUCUAAUAUAGCUGCUGGUUCUGUUGAGCAUAAAAAAAUAAUACAUUCAAGUGAAGCUGUGUCAUUAUUGAUGCGCCUGCUGUCAACUGGCCCAUUUGACAUAAGAAAGGAAGUUGCAUAUGUUCUCGGGAACCUCUGUGUUGCCCCGGCCGAAGGAUCUGGAAGACCAAAUUUGAUUGUUGAGCACUUGGUUUCUCUUGUUGGCGGAGGAUGCCUUGUUGGUUUUAUUGACUUGGUAAGAUCUGCAGAUACCGAGGCUGCAAGAUUGGGGCUUCAAUUCCUAGAGCUGGUUCUGAGGGGAAUGCCAAAUGGCGAGGGACAAAAGCUUGUCGAGGCAGAAGAUGGGAUUGAUGCCAUGGAAAGAUUCCAGUUCCAUGAAAAUGAAGAUCUAAGAAACAUGGCCAAUGAGUUAGUCGACAAGUACUUUGGAGAGGACUAUGGACUCGAUUCAUAGAAACAGCUCAGACAUUGCGUACUUUUGUGUGAUAACUCAAAGACGCGAUUACCUUGAAUUAUGCCUAAGAUAUUGGGAUGAUAUAUGGAUGUCCAAGCUGAUUUUACAGUUGAAGUGUUUGUUGAGGGACGUUGUAAAGCACUAAUCUCCGGUGUAUAUUGUUUGGGCCAUCUUUAGGAUGAUGUUCUCUCUGAAUGCUUUCUGUGUCUGAAUUUUGUAUCUUUUGCCCCCAUAUUUGGUGUGUUAUUUCAGCAGCAACAGAUUUUAAUUUCAGUUAAUGGUUAAUUCUUUUUCUUA
Sesamum indicum (sesame) is the source of this 2204-nucleotide messenger RNA. Its product is annotated as importin subunit alpha-9. The record is from RefSeq and is a predicted model, not a curated record. Gene Ontology annotation, biological process: protein import into nucleus. Gene Ontology annotation, molecular function: protein binding; nuclear import signal receptor activity. Gene Ontology annotation, cellular component: cytoplasm. Lineage: Eukaryota; Viridiplantae; Streptophyta; Magnoliopsida; Lamiales; Pedaliaceae.